AUGGCAGAUCUUCUACACCAGAGUCUGUAUGCUAUGUCGAUUGAAGAAGAAGAGGAACCGCUCACGCUACCGGAUAGUCCACGUUUUCGAGUUUUUGAUGGGAACUCAACCAGCUUGCUAGGGAGACUGCUGAACCCAGAGUGCCAGCCUAUGGCUAAGAUGAUGGAUUACAUGCCAACGGCGUGGCGUGUCUAUGGAAGAGUUAGGGGAAUUGCUCUCUCCAGAGAUAGGUUUCAGUUCAUCUUCCAGCGUGAAGAAGAUCUACAGACUGUGCUCAACGACCGCCCUUGGUCCUACAACCAUUGGGCAAUGGUUCUCGAGAGAUGGACUGCAGACCCGGGACCUGAUUUCCUGAGAUUCACGCCGAUCUGGAUCCGCAUAAAGAACAUUCCGAGCAAAUUCUUUACUGGAGAUACGAUGUACAAACUAGCCUCUGAAAUAGGGCAUGUGGAGGAAAUAGCGUAUGAUCCUAAAGUCUCACACACCAAGGACUAUAUAAGAGCGCUGAUUACGUUUGAUACUGAGAAGCCUGCAAAGGAAUCUCGAAAGCUUACUGUGAGCAAGGAUGCAACUGUGACUAUCAAGUUUGAGUAUGAAAGGAUCCAUAAGAAAUGCUACCAUUGUUUCCAUCUCACUCAUGAGAAGUUCAGAUGUCCCAUGCUCAGAAAGGGUCCGAAACCAACUCCUCCGACAGUAGCCACUCCAUCGUGUAGUGAGAAAUCUUCAUCGGAGGUCAACCCACUUGUGACAAGGAAAUCGACGAUGGAAGGGCCUCCUGGCUUCCCUCCCCUGUUCCCUGAGCUACCUCCGCAGGAACGUAAAGCAGCGCUCCUUUACAUCUCUCACUCGGACACUACAGAGAGACAGGCAAGGAUUAUGCGUGUGCAACAAGCUAUUGAAGAUCAAGGUCAAACUCAUGUGGCUACGCUUACGAGAUUCACUGCGGAUCUUGAUAAAGGGAAAGGCCACGUGUUUCAUUACCCAGAGAUUGAUCAAAGCCCACGGCCUCUGCAGCGACUGAGACCUACGGAGCCUCUUCCUAUUGCCAAUGUGCUACCUGAUCAGGACGAUGUUUCAGAAACAGAGAGCUCUGAGGCUUCCGCUCAUUUGGUUCCACCUAUCUCUACGGGUUUUCAGAUUGGCUCGUCUGCAAAGACUUCAUCUGCCGGGGAUAGUAGUGGUUCUAAGAGCGCUCGUCGUCGCCUUCCAUCUUGGAAACGAAAAGCUCAAGGUAGCAGAGGCUCAGCUAGGAACACCUCAGCCGUAGUGCUUACAACACCACCAAUGGAGUCUGGUGGCAAGCGUAAGCCGGACACGGUUCCAUUGUCCCCUUCCAAGAAACUUUUGACUCCCACAUCUAUUUCGGUGGCUUCCAAUUUGAAGCCGCUGCUACCCCAAUGA
Raphanus sativus (radish) is the source of this 1401-nucleotide messenger RNA. RefSeq lists its product as uncharacterized. The transcript has a single exon. Lineage: Eukaryota; Viridiplantae; Streptophyta; Magnoliopsida; Brassicales; Brassicaceae. Bases 1 to 1401 code for a protein of 466 amino acids. The record is from RefSeq and is a predicted model, not a curated record.